Molecule: messenger RNA, 1065 nt
Organism: Australozyma saopauloensis
Lineage: Eukaryota; Fungi; Ascomycota; Pichiomycetes; Serinales; Metschnikowiaceae
Product: peptidylprolyl isomerase
Exons: 1
Coding region: 1-1065 (354 amino acids)
Biological process (GO): mitotic spindle organization
Cellular component (GO): nucleus; protein phosphatase type 2A complex; cytoplasm
Molecular function (GO): peptidyl-prolyl cis-trans isomerase activity; protein tyrosine phosphatase activator activity
Source: RefSeq, a predicted model, not a curated record
AUGCUCUCGAAAAACAUCGUCCUGAAGGAUGAUCUCGAGAAAUGGACAAGUUCUGCGAGCUAUAAUAGCAUAGUGCAGUACAUUCUGCUGCUUCAAAAUUCCGUGAUUGGCUUGGCAAACGAUGCAAACGUCGUUGUUCUGCCAAAGGUGCAACAGAUCGAAGAAUUGCUAGCGAAAGUGGACCAGACCAUCGAGAAAAACCCCAUAGUUAAGGACGCUGCAUUGUCGCGGUUCGGAAAACCCGAAUUCCGAGACUUUUACGAUGAAAUAGCGGCCAAUUGCGGUCAAUGGAUAGCUGAAAUCGUAGACACAUCGGCUGAAAAUAUCGAAGAAUUGGGUGGAUACUUUACAGAGUCAUGGGGGAACCGUACGCGUAUCGACUAUGGGUCCGGACAUGAACUCAAUUUCAUUGCCUUCUUGUACUGUUUGAAUGGCCCUCUAGGAGUUCUCUCUGCAGAAGACUACCCGGCGAUAGUGCUUCGAGUAUUCACACGGUAUAUUGCAACUAUGCGUAGGCUACAGAAAACGUAUUGGCUCGAGCCAGCGGGGUCCCAUGGAGUUUGGGGACUUGAUGACUAUCACUUCUUGCCCUUUUUGUUCGGCGCGGCUCAACUAGCUACACAUCCACAUAUGAAGCCGACUCUGGUGCAUAAUCGCGAGCUAGUCGAAUGUUACUGGAAAAAAUACAUGUACUUGGAGUGUGUGCACUUCAUCAACUCCAUCAAGACUGUUCCUGGCCGCAGCGCUGAGGAGGUUAGUCUUCGUUGGUACCUGCCCAUGCUAGACGAUAUUCUGGCCGCGAAGUCGUGGCAGAAGAUCUGUGAUGGGAUGGUUAAGAUGUACAAGGCUGAGGUUUUGGGAAAGUUGCCCAUUGUCCAGCACUUCUUGUUUGGACAGCUCAUCCCUGCUCCAGAAGGUACAUCUAACCAUGACCAACAUGAACAGACUACGGACGCAUGUUGCAGCACUACAGAACACAGAAACACAUGGGGCGAUUGUUGUGGCAUUAGUAUUCCUAGUGCUAUUGCCGCUUCACAAAGCACACUGGGAGUUCCCUUCGAUUAA